CGACUAGGCUUGGCAAGGAGCCAGUCAGACAUGUUACCCCCAUCUACCUUGACCCCUCCUCUCCUCGGGACUCCUGUGAGGGUCAACCCCUUCUCCCUGAGGCAGGAUCUGAAUGGGGGGCGGUGUAAACUCUUAGACACACCCAGCAAGUCCGUUAUCUCCCUGACCUUCACACUCCCAGCACUUCGUGACCCAUGUGCCUCCCCACACCUUAGGGGGACACAGAGAAUGCGAGCGCCGCACAGGAGGUGCCAGUCUCUCCCCUGUACCCCAGAACUUGGCCGGACUKUAGCCUUGACAAGAGAUGCUGAGGGUAAGGAGGAGGAAGAAGACGAAGACAUCAGAUCGGCUGCAAAUAAAGGAGGAACGGUGGAGGACAACCAGUAUAAAGAGACAGAGCUGUUGGAGAACGUGGUCGAAAGGUUGCAGGUAGAGUUUAUAGCUGUAAAUGAGAAGAGAGCGUUAUUAAAGGAGGAGGAGAGAUUAGAAGAGGACUCAGGUCUUCCUGUUGAGCUAGAGAUGGUGUCUCUGGAGCGGUUGGAGGAGGAAGAGGAGGAGGGCGAGGAGAGUGUAUGUCUAACAGAACCCAUGGACUGUACCAAGUCUCCAGAGCCAACCGAGGGAGUCCUGGACUCAACAUCUGGAAGACCCAGGCCCAGCACCUCUUUACGUACCAAUGGCUGGCAACUUCCCAUCUCCAAUGGACCGCCCUCCUUGCCUCCGCUACCACGGUUAGACAACAACAAUGGUUCGGGCCUUGUGAUUGGCCAGCAGGUGCAAUGGGGAGGAGGAGGGCGAGCUAAUGGUUACAAUGGAGCCCAGGUCCUGCCGUCUGACCUUAGCGGCCCCUCUGAGCAGGAUGAAGUCAUUUCCUGUCCGGGAUGCUGUCUGGUGGGUCUGAGUUUCCCCUCAGUGUGCCUGCGGGGUUUAGCUGCUGUGCCUGCCCCCCGCCGAAGGGCCUCGCUACCACGGCAGCGACCAUACCGGAACCUCAACGGUACCAUUACUGGUGGCAGCACUUUCUCGCCAACAACAGCUGCCACGGCAACCAAAGCUCUACUGUGUCGCAGCACAAAUGGUUUGGCUGGUUCCUCAGUGCCAUGUGAACCGGGCCGGUCCCUGCCAGAGGCCCAGACAUAAGCCUGCUCAGAGGGGACUUUGACUUGAAUCUGUGACAUGUGCCAGCACCAAGUGUAAGCAGAGAAACUAAUACUGACCCCAGCCUCUCAGAUGUGUUGUUAAUUCUGUGCUUUUACAGCGAAAGCAAGGGAAAUAUAUUGGUGAUUACAGUGCCACUUCAUGUGCUGAAGGAUUAMACCAACAACUCUGUGACAGCGAAGAAAGAGGAGGCUCACAUAGAGAGAACACAGCUGAAGCAGAAAAAAGGGCUCCGGCUACGUGAGCGUCGCUGUAAACUCAACACUGAGCAGUCAGGGUCAACAACACAGCAGAGCACUGUGGCUGGAAGGAGCCAAACAGAGUCUCUGCUGAACCAAAACAAACCAAACUCAAUCUGCCCUCAGCUGUGGCUGACUUGAUUUAAUAGUGUGUGGCUGAUUUACAAGUUCAACUAUACCUCCAGUUUAUUACAACUUUGGUCUUAUUUUUGAAUUUGUAGCCAUCUUUAGAAUGAACAUUGCGCUUUAAGAACUUUGUGCUCAUCAUGUGAACAGGGAUUCAAAAUAAGACAGAUGGACUGAAGAGAAAAAUAAGAUUUUUUACCUUGUGUGUGUAACAUUUGUUUGCACUCUUGUGUGCACUGUUGGUUCAGUUUAAGUGGUUGUCYGUCCACUCAUGCUUCUUGCCCUGUCAGAUUUGAUGCACGGCACUUCAAAGCAAUGUUAUUGAUAGGGAUGUUGGCUCAAAUGACAAAAAUAAGACCUGAGUUUAUUGUAACUAGUCAAGCUAAUAAACAGGGAUUUUCCUUUAAUCUCUAUAGAACUUUUUUACAGUGGUGUGUGAAGUAAAUUUUGUAAUCCAUUGUCCCUCCCUUUAUGGAGGAAGUGAAGUAGAAAUGAAAACUGCUUUUGUUUUGCAUGGCAGCCCUGGCAGUGUCUCGCUGCAGGCCCACUACUGAUCGCAAUGCUGAACACUGCACUGGUAAACCCAGGUUCUGUACGGCAUGAACAGAAAAUGAUGGAUGUGAAUGUGGUUCUCUGCCAGCACAGUGUGACUGCAGGUAGGUGAACACAGCACUGUUUUUCAUUCUAUUUAAUAGAUUAACAUUAGCUAGGGGAAUAUUUAUAAAAUGAAUAAAGAUUUACUUACCUUUAUAUUUAUUUAUUUACAUUUUUAUAGCAGCUGGUGUGUGUGUGUGUGAGUGAGUGAGAGAGAGAGAGAGAGAGAGAGAGAGAUGAAGAGAGAAAGACAGUGAUAUCUGUUGCUUUCGGGCAAUUGAGGGAAAAACACUCCUCUGGGGCUCGUCAUGUAAAUUCUUUAUUUUUGCACUUCAGUUUGGAGGACGACUUUGCAGUAAGACACCAGGCUUUUACGAGAUGGUGCUUUAUUUAAAUCUGUGCUACUGGUGUUUUAUAUGUGCUUCUGGCCCGACAAACGACACACUUUGCAUUCUUUGACAUCUAGUCACCCUCACAUGUAUCUUGUGUGUGUAGAUGUGCAUUUUGAUUUCACAGUUGUAACUUAAAGUGGCAUGUGAAGCAGGUAUGAAUAAUUAUUGUACAGAUCAUUCCACACACUGUGUGUGUAUGUGCUUUUGAGCGAAAGGUAGAGUGAUGGAUACUCACAGGAUAACUUUUAUCCCAUCAUUUCUGAUGUUAAACCAUGGUUCUCACUUCAUUUCAAUGUUUUGUUCCUCUAUACAUCUAGAAACCUGCGUGCAAUAAUCUGGUAAUAAACAAAUAUGGUUG
This is a messenger RNA of Paralichthys olivaceus (Japanese flounder), 2867 nucleotides long. The record is from RefSeq and is a predicted model, not a curated record. NCBI's taxonomy places the organism in Eukaryota, Metazoa, Chordata, Actinopteri, Pleuronectiformes, Paralichthyidae.